Alnus glutinosa is the source of this 1816-nucleotide messenger RNA. Its product is annotated as VAN3-binding protein. Bases 13 to 1497 code for a protein of 494 amino acids. The record is from RefSeq and is a predicted model, not a curated record. The transcript is spliced from 7 exons. NCBI's taxonomy places the organism in Eukaryota, Viridiplantae, Streptophyta, Magnoliopsida, Fagales, Betulaceae. Gene Ontology annotation, biological process: leaf vascular tissue pattern formation; phloem or xylem histogenesis; auxin-activated signaling pathway.
CCACCCACUCUCAUGGAAGAGAGGUUUCUACCAAGGAACUCUCGACGUGCUGGGUCCACCCCUCGCGGCGGAACCCAGCUGCCGGAGAGCCCAAGAUUGCCAAUGGAGUUUCUGUCGAGGUCAUGGAGUGCUUCGGCUCUUGAAGUCUCCAAAGCUCUGGCUCCUCCUACUCCUCCUCCUCCUAAUCAUUCUUCUUAUUCAUGCAUGGCUUCCAAGUCAGCUAGUGGAUCUUCUUCUUGUACCACCAAUUCUAUACCCGAAGAUAUCUCUGGCGAGUCAGAGGAGCUUCCGCCAAGUACACUUUCUGGGAACCAGUUCUCUUUCGCUUCCUCUACUACUUCCCAGCUUGUUCUUGACCGCAUUAUGUCACAGUCUGUUAGAGAGGAAGUGUCGCCAUUGACGUCAGGGAGGCUAUCUCACAGUAGCGAACCUUUGAACGGCCUGGGUUCUUUAACAGGAACAGAGAGCCCACCAGUUUCUCCUUCGGAGGAAUUUGACGAUGUUGUUAAGUUUUUCCGUGCCAACAACACCAUACAUCCCCUAUUCAAUGGAGGCCGUGCCAGUUCUGGCAAUGCCAAUGGCAACCCCGGCGGUGGAGCCAAAACAGUUGGGAGGUGGUUGAAGGACAGGCGAGAGAAGAAGAAAGAGGAAACCAGAACCCACAAUGCCCAGAUCCACGCAGCUGUUUCGGUUGCUGCACUGGCGGCGGCCAUAGCAGCCAUUACGGCAGCCACAGCAGCCUCUUCGGCCUCAGGAAAUAAUGAGCAGUCGGCCAAGACUGACAUGGCCGUGGCAUCAGCCGCCACACUAGUAGCCGCGCAGUGUGUGGAGGCUGCAGAAGCCAUGGGAGCUGAGCGUGAUCACCUUGCUUCCGUAGUCAGCUCUGCUGUUAAUGUCCGUUCUCAUGACGAUAUCGUUACUCUUACAGCUGGAGCAGCUACGGCUCUACGUGGGGCAGCAACCUUGAAGGCAAGAACAUUGAAGGAAGUGUGGAAUAUUGCAGCUGUUACACCGGUGGACAGAGGAAUGGGAAUCGGACUUUGUGGUAAUGGAAAUAACGGUCAUCCCAGUGGCAGCUCUAGUGGAGAACUUGCCCCUGUAGAGAAUUUUCUAGGCAACAAUGGCCUGGACCUUCUUGCUAGGGGCAGCGAACUCCUGAAACGCACCCGCGAAGGUGAUCUUCAUUGGAAGAUUGUCUCUGUUUAUAUUCAUCGGACGGGCCAGGUAAUGCUAAAGAUGAAGAGCAAACAUGUUGCAGGGACCAUCACCAAAAAGAAAAAGAAUGUGGUAAUGGAGGUGUACAAGGACAUGCCAGCAUGGCCGGGAAGACACUUGUUUGAUGGGGGAGAGCAGCGUUGUUACUUCGGAUUGAAGACUGAAACACGAGGUAUUGUGGAGUUCGAGUGCAAGAACCAGAGAGAAUAUGACAUCUGGACUCAAGGAGUUUCAAGGCUUCUUUACAUUGUGGCAGAAAGAAAGAACUCUCAUUCUGGGUAAAGUUUUUGUCUACUGGCAUCAAUUUGAUCUGACUAGGGAGAUAGGUAAAGGGCCCUAUGCAAAAGCAAAAGAUAGUAGAUACAGCUUUCAAUGCUUUAGAAGGAAAGGAGAAACGAGUCGGAAAGGGAUAUAGGCUGCUUUGAGUUGAAGCAAGAGUAAAAAUUCGAUCAGUUGGCCUGCUUUUUGACUAUGAUUUCAUGUAUGAAUCGUAUUAAUUAAUUAUUUUAUGAAUAUAUGCUAUUUGUCUUAACAUUUUCAAUCAACAGUUGCUUGUAAAUCCAGUUGUUAUAUGCUAUUUGUGUAAACAUUUUCAAUCAAA